GUCCUUUUCCGACAUGACGUAGGCAACCAACACGUUUUGCAGAAAAAGGGGACAGAGUCACGUGACAUGGAGUCGGCCAUGUUGUUCAAACAGGAUUCAUUGUUGAUGGAUAACAGAUUUUAGGAGUGAGCUGUACAAGACUAAUCCAACGAGUCACUGAAGGAUAAUGGAGAGGGAUGGAACCAAUGGAGAAGUUGACCAUGGUCCGAUUGAAGUCCAUGGAUCAUCCAUCCAGCAGUCUCUGGCCACCAGGAAGGUCAUUCAGCUCAAGAUAGACAACCCCUUUAUAACCAAUGGUGAUAUGGAUGAUGAAGGUGAUGACCCGUUCUGUAUAAAACCAUCUGUGACCAGCUCCCACAGAAAUUCUCAUCAGGAGACGGAGAAAGAUGCUGAGCCAGACAAUACAAGUAACUUGGCACCUUCCUCAGCUGAACGGGACAAUGUGAACUGUAAAGACAAAGAAAAUGAUGCAUUUGUGAUGAAAUCCAAGCAUAAUGGACCAAUGUCUAGUGUGGAUUCCUUCCUGAGUAAAGAGAAAUCUUUGCCCAAUGGUGAAUUUCUGACAGAAAUGAGAGUUGAUUCUCCUCCAGUUAAAGAUGCUGAACUUGUACCCGAACUGAACAAUGACACAAAUAAAAUUGACAACCUUGCCAAAGACAGUGAUAUACAUGUAGGUAAUACCUCGGAGAAAUCUGAGAGCAAAGUGUGCCCAGAAUUACCUGUAACAGGACAUUCCGUGGAAAGAAGCAACCAGAUUGAGGAAAAGAAAUUCAAAGACUUGGAAAAUGUAUCUAUAGAGGAAGACGUGGAGCAUGGCAAACUGUCUACCAAACUGGAUGUGGAAUCUGCAAAGUACCUGAUGUCCAUGGACAGUAAGGAUGGCAGUGAUGUGGGUGCUUCUCCAUCAUGCUCGGACCUGGUGGAACUUGAUGACUCAGUCAACAGUGUGACUGAAGGAAACUCCAGCUUUUUGGAGAGUAACAUUAGUGAAUCUGUUCAAAAAUGCGUAGCUUUAUCUGGUGAGGAAGAAUCAGGAAGUAAAGAAAUUACACGAAAUGUGAAAGUUACUGAAGAAAAUGUUGAGUCUGAAAUGAUUAAGGACAUGGGUGAUCAUGAUCUUAAAAAAUUUAGUGGAGAAAGAGGUCAGGAAGACAAGGAAAAGGUAAAAGGAGAAAGUGGUCAGGAAGACAAGGAAAAGGUAAAAGGAGAAAGUGGUCAGGAAGACAAGGAAAAGCUAAAAGAAGUAAGUGCUCAGGAAGACAAGGAAAAGCUAAAAGAAGAAAGUGAUCAUGGAGUUAAGGGAAAGAUAUGUGGAGAAAUGGAUCAUGAAAAAGAGCAUGCUAGUGAAGAGAGAGUGAGGAAAGAGGAAAAUAUGGAGACUGAUAAGGAAGUCAAAUCUCAAUUGAAACAGCAGGAAUGUUCACUUAACGAGGUCAGCUCUGAAAAAACCAAUUCUGUUGAAAAUGACUGCAAAGAAGGUAUAAGUGAAAAGAGUAGAAAUAAUGCAAACAUGGGUGAAGGCUUGACAUCAGAGAAAGAAGAAAAAUCUAUAGAGACUGUAGAUAAAGUGAAGGACAUUGAUGGAUCAGACAUUUUAAUAACCAUCAACGAAGACAGUGAUAAGGAUGAUGAUCCUCCAAAUGACAAAAAGAUCAGUCUUAACCCAACUCCACACACUCAGCAGAUGCCCAGGGUGACUAGUACUUUGAAGGAUGAUGUUGUGAUUGUAGACUUGUCUGAUGACCGGCCAUCACAGCCAGUACCACCCGCACCCCCUGCAGGACCAAUCAAGCCUGGCAUGGUCACUGUCGGACAAAAUGGACAACAAUAUGUUCAGCAUGUAAUUCACUGCCUUGAUGGUCGUAAGCAAAUAAUCCAAGUCCCGAUGACCACUUCUGCUGUCAUGCACCCCCCUAAAGGCACAGGGUUGUAUACAAGCCUGCUCAACAAAGCUGUUGCAAAUAGUGUUAGCCAUUCAGCUCCGAAACAAAAGCCUGAGGUCCAGGAUUUCAUUCAUCCUGAUGAUCUCAUCCCACAGUCCAGUUGGGAACAGCUUGCUUUAGUUCAAUUUGAAGCUUCACAGAAGAAGUUUGAUAAUACAUUCUGGAAUGGUAGCUGUCCAGUGAAGAGUGAUAUUAGUUCCAUGACAAAGUUCCUUCAGGACUUGGGAGGGGACAUAGUGAAGCAGUCUGCAUACAGUCAGAUUGUACAUGUACAGGGUAGGAAGUGUGACCAGGGAAAGUUAGGAGACAAAGAAAAAGAAAACUUAGAAAGAAUGAAAAAAGUGGUGAAAGAAUUAAAGGACAGAUAUAAACACUUAGAAUUAAACACAGAGAGAUGUGCUGGUUGUAAUUUUGUCACAGAAUCCAAAAAUGUGAUGGCAUUUCACAAGGAGCAUCCACACAUGGAUCCCCCAUUAGAUGCAUUCGGAACCCUGAAAUGUCCGCGAGAUGGCUGUGAAUUUUCCACAACAGUAUCACCAGAGGCCUUUGCUGUUCACAUGGAAAAAGAACACUCUGUGAAAGCCAGGAUAUACGAUAAACCAGAUCCUUACAAGUGUCAUCUUUGCUACUUUGAAGCAAAAGCAAAGAGCUAUUUGACAAGACAUAGAUUUAAAUGUGAUAAGCAGUUUAAGCUUAGCCAGAAUCUACACCCGAAUUACACAGAUAUCAAUUACUGCAUGAAAAAUAUCAUGUAUAAGUCACAAAUUGAAGCAAAAAAAGCACGGACUAAACCGGUGCCACCGGCUCCUAAACAGCCUAUACACCCACCACUGAUCAGACCAAAAAUUGUCAUGACAAAACCAACAGCACCCAUGAUGUUACAACAAGGGCCCAGAAAUACCCAGGUUCCCAUUAUGAUACCCUUAAGUCAAGCCCAAAUGGGCCAUUUCACUUUGCAAAGAGGGGUCAGGCCUGGGACGCAGCCAGUUUUGGUGUCCAUGAGCCAGAAUAUGGUAACCAAACCACCACCACAAACUGUUGGAGAACUGCUGAAAAAACAACAACAAGGAUUAGGAAGGCCUGUGGUACCGAGGCCUAGUGUCCCAGCAAGUCAACAGGCAGGAUUUGAAGUUUGUGAAAUUUGUGGGGGCUAUGUCAAAGAUCGAAUGUCCUUGCAAAUCCACUUCUAUUAUGCCCACAAAGUGGAUCUUCCUGCUGUGAUCUUUCAAAAGAACAAUCCACAGUUCAGAUGUAAUGUGUGCCAAGCACCUUUCUGGACUGCUAUGGGACUCACCAAACACAGACAAAGCUCAAGACAUUUUGAUACUGUUAUACAAGGACCUAAAACAGAGGUCAGGUGCUGGAUUUGCUUUCAGCAACCCGAGAAUCUUUAUAGUCACUUGCAGUCAGCUCAUCAGAUGACCACAAAUGAGUGCAUGAUACUUAGGCGAUGCAUGUUUUGUGCUAUUCAGACAAGGACAAGAAAAGAUCUAGAGAUGCAUAUGGCCUCAGCACAUGGCAUUCUCAUCAAAGGUGCUCCCACAACAGCUUCUGCUGCCAGUUCUCAUCCCACUAAACCGCAAGGUGUUAGGAAUAAUUUCUGUGUUUUCUGUUCCAAACAAUUUCCAGAUAAUACACAGCUAACGCUGCACUGUUUAAGAGACCAUGCAACUUGUUCAGGGUGUGGAAUGGUCGUGGCUAGAGCAGCAGACCUUGCUAAACAUGUUUGCAAGUCUGCAGGACGCAAAUGUCCCAUCUGUGGAUUGAAAAACCUAAAACAGGCAUUCUACAAUAAACACAUUCGUACCCAUGUAAAAAAGUGUUCUGUGAAAAUAAAGCGGUUGACUGAAAGACAGAUUGAGAAGGCCAUGGGUAAAGAACGAAAAGCAGAGAUGGAUCUAGCAAAGCAAAGAGAGAUUUUCACCAAACUAGAGUCUGAGAUCUGGGAUGAGAUUCAGAGUAGGCGGAAGCGAGAUGAAAUGGACACUACAAGCACAAAUUCUAGGAAGAGAAAGAGCAAUGAAAGUGACAAAUCGGCAAAUAAGAAGGUCAAGUCUGAGGGCAGUGAAAAUGAUGUGGUUGUGGUGGAGUGACUGUCGCAUUAAAUAUUGUCAGGGAUUUGUUCUCCAUCACAAAUCAUGGUACAUUUUCUGUCAAAAAAUUCAUGGUCAUAAUCCAUAAAAAAUAAUCAUGGUACAUAACAUGUUGGAGUGUUUUACUAUGUAAAAUUGUGUUUUAUGAAUUGAAUUAAUGUUUCACAGUAAGUCUCCAUGUUUGUCUGCAUAAAGUGUGGAUAAAUGUUGUACACAUUCCUUUUAGAUAGUCAACAAACAUUCAGAACUCUUGAUUCAAAUGAACUGGUAAUUGCUAUGUAAGGAUGUAAGUAUCAGUCAAAGGGAAACUAAUCUUGUGAUGUUUCAAAAUAGAAACAAGCAGUUUGCUCUUUGGCUAUGUAUUUAUAUUCUGCCAUUGUAUAUCUCAAUUUAUUGGGUAUGUGAUCUGUAAAACAUCAUUCUUGAUUACGUACAAUUGUCCCCAAUAUUUUGAACUACCCACAUUAGAUACUGGUAUCUUCAGCAUCUUUGAAUGCCAAAUUAUGUUUUCAUGGCUUUAAUUUUGGUCUAUUCUCUGGUUGCAGGUAGACAGUAAUGUUGUUAUGUAUGGAAAAUCUCCUCACAAUUGUCAAUUUGGGGGAACAAGCCACAUGUUAAUACAAAUUUGCUUUUUUGGCUGAAUAUUUUUGAUUUUUACAUGGCAGGAUGACGAUAUUUUAAUUUGAAGAAGGAUGUUGUGGAAUAUCUAUUUUAAUUAUUAUAGUGUCUUUAUAUUGUUAUUCAGUGAAUAUUUUAUUGUUUUUCCAAGGAAUCUGAUAGAAAGCACGAUAAUAUGUGCUGAAUUUUUAUGAUCGUUGUUAGUCCUUCAAAUUUUUUCUUUAUUUUUCCAUUUAUACAACUAUGUAUUUUGAAGUCAAUGACUGAAUACAGUUGUUUGUCUUUAAAUCUUCUGUAUAAAUAUAUUGACUUUUUAAGUGAUUUGAUUGAAUUAAGCGGUAAGUUUUGUUCUUUCAACAUAUUAAAAACAAACUGGACUAUUAUUAACUACAUGAUAAAAUUGACAACUCUAUGUAUCAGUUUAUUUGGUGCUCAUGUAUGUGAAUGUUGGCGUAUGGAUAUAUAUUCUUGUUUUGCGUGCUAUGAAGUCAUAGCAGAAGUGAUUCACUAGUCUUGUAUUAUCUUUAUCUCUUACUUACUGGAUGAUCUCGAACUUAUACAGAGAACUCUACAUUUUGAGUUUUCCUUCAUACAGAUGGCUUUGUUAUUGCAAUGUGGUAUUCCUCUACAUUGUCCCCUCUGAACACUUUUUGAGUUUAUAAUGUGAAUUUUUCCCCCUAGGAACAAUUUGUACAGUAGAGAUGUUGUGAAACUUGUAUAUUGUCAUGGUAUCUCUUAUUAAAUGUUCAGAAAUGUU
Messenger RNA from Ostrea edulis (European flat oyster), 5411 nucleotides. Its product is annotated as MOG interacting and ectopic P-granules protein 1-like. Gene Ontology annotation, cellular component: chromosome. The record is from RefSeq and is a predicted model, not a curated record. The transcript is spliced from 4 exons. The coding region runs from base 167 to 4036 and encodes 1289 amino acids. Gene Ontology annotation, biological process: regulation of transcription by RNA polymerase II. Gene Ontology annotation, molecular function: chromatin insulator sequence binding. Lineage: Eukaryota; Metazoa; Mollusca; Bivalvia; Ostreida; Ostreidae.